UACACCCUACGCCCCCAGAAUGGCUCGCAUGACCACAUCCCUCCAUUAAUUAAUGAGCCCAACAUAUAUAGAAUAAAAUCACUUGUCUCAUAAGGACAAAUUGGAAAAGGCAUCAAAGUGGUGCAUAUAAACUAAAUGUUUCUGCACUGAGGGAUUUGUUUGCGGUGAGAAACACUUUUAGCAGUGCAGCGCGCAAACUAACCUUUUAAAUCUGUGUUCAAUAGCUUGACGUUUUCAUCAGUGGGCCCCAUGCACUAGCCCUGUGAUUGGUUGGAGUCGCAGACAGUCUACGGCUACUUCCUGGAUGAGAUCAUGGCUGCGACUGAACGACUAAAUAAUACAUUUUAAAACAGCUUUUGAGUCAAGCAAGCUGUAACAACGGGUGAUGCUGUGCUACAUUUAAACAGUUUUAUUUUUUCUCGAUACAUUUAACUGUCGAACAUAAAAGCGUCUCGUGUAGAUCGUUGCUUGUCUACAUGUAGCCAGCCUACUGUUGGAUCUCAAAGUUGCUGUUGUUGAAUAGCUGCUACAAUGUAACAAGAAGUCAACAUCUCCCAGCGUCCUCCCCUUACACGUCAAAGUGAGGUGAUACCUUGGAGCAUGAUGUCAGUCUAAUUUUUUUGACAAACAACCCGAAAGUUAGUGUAGUCCAAGUUGUGACUCCACUUGUGGGUUCUCUGAAUUAUAUCGAUUCGUCAUCAAAUUUCACUGUCUUUCAGAUAGUGUUGAAUUGAUAGAACGCAAUGGAUAAUGGACGACAAAGCCGUGUUUCACGGCCUCAACAGAUAAUUGAGUCAUCCAAGGUGUACCGUUGGGCUGAGCAAGCUGACUUCCUCCUGCAGGGUCUGAAUGAGCAGCGUCAGCACGGCCAGCUGUGUGACAUGGUGCUGGUGGCUGAUGAGCAGCGUAUCCCAGCCCACCGCGCCCUGCUGGCUGUUUCCAGCCCUUACUUCCAGGCCAUGUUCACCCUGGGCAUGAGGGAGGAGCGUCAGGCAGAGGUGGAGCUGGUGGGGGCUUCCUACAUCGGCCUUAAGGCUGUGGUGGACUUCCUCUACAGUGGGGAGCUGCCUCUGGAUGGAGGGAACAUUGACUAUGUUCUGGAGACAGCCCACCUGCUGCAGGUGUGGAGGGCAGUGGACUUCUGCUGCCAGUACCUAGAGAAGGAGGUGAGUGAGGAGAACUAUCUAUACCUGCAGGAGCUGGCUCUGCUCUACAGCCUGGAGAGACUAGACACCUACAUUGACCACUUCAUCCUGGAACGCUUUGCGACCCUCUCCUUCACACCAGGCUUCCUGAGGGAUGUCCGGCUGCCCAAGCUCAGCUCCUACCUGGCCAGCGGGCAGGUCCAGCAUGAGAAUGAGCAGGCUCUGCUCCAGGCUGCUCUCCAGUGGCUGAGCCACAUGCCUGACCGCCCUGCACACGCUCGCCAGCUGCUCUCCCACAUACGCUUCCCCCUAAUGCCAGCCAGUGAUCUGGUGGGGCGCGUCCUCCCGGCUGUACAGGCCCUGCUGCCCCCGGAGGCUGACUGUGAGGUGCUGGUGGAGGAGGCUCUGAACUACCACAACAGGGCCAGCGCCCAGCCCGGGCUGCAGACAGGCAACACCAUGCUGCGAGGAGGGGAGGAGCGCCUCCUACUGGUGGGUGGGGAAGUGUCAGAGCGCGGGGAGGAGCUGACUGCAGAUGUUAGCUGGCUGAAUGGAGACUCUGGUGAAUGGAUGGUAGAGACCCAGAUCCCGGCACAGAGGAGCCACCACUGUGUCGCUGUACUGGGGGGGUUCAUCUUCACAGCUGGAGGCAGCUCAUCACGAGAUAAUGGAGGUGAUGCUGCCAGCAACCUUCUGUACCGCUACAACCCCCGCGACAACCAGUGGAUCAAGAGUGCCCCAAUGAAUCAGCGGCGUGUGGAUUUCUACCUGGGAGCUGUUGGGGAGUGUCUGAUCGCUGUGGGAGGGCGUAAUGAUAAUGGGGCUCUGUCGUCAGUGGAGGUGUACAGCCCUGCAGACGACUGCUGGACAUACGUAGCAGGACUGCCCAGGUUCACCUAUGGCCAUGCAGGCACAUCUGAUAAAGGAGUGGUCUAUAUCUCAGGUGGCCAUGACUACCAGAUUGGGCCGUACCGGCGAGACGUGUUGAGCUACGACCCCCGAGGAGGAGACAUCUGGGUGGAGCGCCAGGCCAUGUCAUCGGCACGGGGGUGGCACUGCAUGACGUCACUUCACCACCUCAUCUAUGCAGUCGGUGGCAGUGAUGACCACGAGGAGAGCAUUGAUCGUUUUGACAUCCUGGCAGUGGAGGCAUUUGACCCCCAGAGUGAACAGUGGACCCGUAUAGCCCCCCUCCUCCAGCCUAACAGUGAGGCGGGCUGUGGGGUCUGGGGGGGUAAGAUCUAUGUGCUGGGAGGCUACAGCUGGGAGAGCAUGGUGUUCUCACAGGCCACACAGGUGUUUGACCCUGACAAGGGCCAGUGGGUGCGGGGACCAGACCUGCCAAAACGCAUCGCAGGGGCUUCAGCCUGUGUGUGCUCAGUGAGACCCCAGCCCUGCAGCCCAGACAGGAAGAGGGCAGGACACAAGGGGAAAGGCAGGCAUCACCCCACCCAACCCAACUAAAGAGGAUACAGAGGACUGCAGGGGAUUUGCUUAGUAUUACAAUUAAAGCAUAAUCAAUGUGUUCUAA
Oncorhynchus keta (chum salmon) is the source of this 2676-nucleotide messenger RNA. RefSeq names its product kelch-like protein 36. The transcript has 4 exons. The record is from RefSeq and is a predicted model, not a curated record. NCBI's taxonomy places the organism in Eukaryota, Metazoa, Chordata, Actinopteri, Salmoniformes, Salmonidae. Gene Ontology annotation, molecular function: cullin family protein binding. Bases 744 to 2609 code for a protein of 621 amino acids.